This is a messenger RNA of Anisakis simplex (herring worm), 588 nucleotides long. NCBI's taxonomy places the organism in Eukaryota, Metazoa, Nematoda, Chromadorea, Rhabditida, Anisakidae. The record is from the annotation of a GenBank genome assembly.
AUGUCAUCAUCAUCGGAUGCUAUCGAAGAGUUGCGUUUGCCUCAAACGGUUAUCUCUCGACUCGUCAAAGAUGCACUACCUCCAGGAAUUAUUGUUUCGAAGGAAGCUCGGACAGCAAUUGCAAGAGCUGCAUCAGUAUUUAUACUGCAUGCAUCAACAUAUGCCCAAGAUUGCGCCGUUGCAAACAAGCGUAAAACGGUUACUGCAGCAGAUGUGUUGAGUGCUAUGAAAACGUUAGAGUGUGAUGAUCUUAUCAAACCGGUACGUAAUUUUACUACUGAUAUUGAAGACAUCAGUGACCUGGAGGAAUUUUAUCUUAAAAUGAUCAAAGAGGCAGUGGAAUUAUGGAAAAGUAAUAAACAACAAAAAUUGGAUGAUGCAAAAAAACGUAAAGCUGAACGAGAGAAGUUGGGUGGUGAGACGGGUGCUUCAACAUCGUUGACAAAUGUUGAUGAAUCAAUAGAUGCUUCCGAACUAUCAAAAACUGAUGCAUUAGCGAACGACCACGAAUCAUCAAAAGCAGAAAUUGAAUCCAACAGUAUUGUUGACGAGAAUCAAGAUGACGAUAUCAAUACGGAGAUGUUAUAG